Molecule: messenger RNA, 1381 nt
Organism: Felis catus (domestic cat)
Lineage: Eukaryota; Metazoa; Chordata; Mammalia; Carnivora; Felidae
Product: olfactory receptor 6K6
Exons: 1
Coding region: 1-972 (323 amino acids)
Biological process (GO): G protein-coupled receptor signaling pathway
Cellular component (GO): membrane
Molecular function (GO): olfactory receptor activity; G protein-coupled receptor activity
Source: RefSeq, a predicted model, not a curated record
AUGACGGAGUUGGUGACCGGUGGGAAUUUGACUACGGUGACUGAGUUCCUCUUCUCUGUGUUCCCACAUCUGCCUGAAGGUGGCGUCCUCUUCUUCGUUCUUCUGCUUCUCACCUACGGAUUUAUCGUAACUGGGAACCUAAUGAUAUUCAUCGUCGUCCGGCUGGACAGGGCCCUGCACACCCCCAUGUAUUUCUUCAUCAGCGUCCUCUCUUUCCUGGAGAUCUGGUACACCACGACCACCAUCCCCAAGAUGCUCUCCAGCCUGAUCAGUGAGCACAAGACCAUCUCUGUGGCUGGCUGCCUCCUACAGAUGUAUUUCUUCCACUCCCUGGGCAUCACAGAAGGCUGCGUCCUGACGGCCAUGGCCAUUGACAGGUACGUCGCCAUCUGCAGGCCUCUCCGGUACGCGACCAUCAUGACUCCCAGGCUGUGCACCCAGCUGGCCGCUGGGUCCUGCGUCUGUGGCUUCCUCCUCGUGCUUCCCGAGAUCGUGUGGAUUGCCACCCUGCCUUUCUGUGGCUCCAACCAGAUCCGGCAGAUAUUCUGCGACUUUACGCCCGUGCUGAGCUUGGCCUGCACGGACACGUCCCUGGCGGUCAUUGUGGACGCCAUCCAUGCAGGGGAGAUUGUGGCCUCCUUCCUGGCCAUCGCCCUAUCCUACAUCCGGAUCAUCGUGGCGAUUCUGGGGAUGCCCUCGGCCGAGGGCCGCCGCAAGGCCUUUUCUACCUGCGCCGCCCACCUGGCUGUGUUCUUGCUGUUUUUCGGCAGUGUCGCCGUCAUGUACCUGCGAUUCUCAGCCACCUACUCCGUAUUUUGGGACACAGCAAUUGCUAUCACUUUUGUCAUCCUUGCCCCCUUCCUGAACCCCAUUAUCUACAGCCUCAGAAACAAGGACAUGAAAGAUGCUCUUGGAAGGCUUUUCUGCCGUCGGAGGAGGGCUAGUGGGGUCGGGGAUAGAUCUAGAGGCUGAAGAUAGAUCAAGAUAGAUAGAUCUUGACUUGUUCGUGAGUAUGCUCUGUUUCUAUCGGCACAACUACUCACUCUGUUAUUACAAACAAGAACAGAAAACUGCUGUGUCCAGGGCAUUGGUGGCGAUGUCACAGCCUGUUCCCAUCCGUGCCCCUGCCGUGUUUGUGGUCUCCGAGGCAGCCCAAAUAGACUCUGCUGCAGCACAGCACAGGCUAGCUUCCUCUUCGCCCCUCCAGCUGGGCUCCUGGCCUUCUCCUCUGUGGCCCCACAUGCAGAUGAGACCAGACAGCAGGACAGAAGAGACAUGAAAGACACCGUGGUUCUGAAAAUUGCCACCAUCAACUCGCCCCCAGCCCUCUCUCCAUUCUUGAAUCCCCCCGAUGCUCAGCACCCCACAUUAAUAAACCAUU